Messenger RNA from Closterium sp. Yama58-4, 984 nucleotides. NCBI's taxonomy places the organism in Eukaryota, Viridiplantae, Streptophyta, Zygnematophyceae, Desmidiales, Closteriaceae. The record is from the annotation of a GenBank genome assembly.
AUGGAGCGAUAUAGACACCUGCUCGACUCCGAUCUCCCCUUAUCUUCCCACCCCAAAUACCUUCCCACUCGUUUUGUUGGAACCACCUUGCCGUCACCUCUCCCUCACUCCCGGCCGUCACCUCACCUCACCCCCCACCGUCGCCUCUCCCUCCCUCCCCGCCGUCGCUCUCCCUUCCUCCUCCUCAUCGCCUCUCCCUCCCUUCACGCCGUCGCCUUUGGGGAGAGAGGGAGUGUGAGGCAGUGUGUGCGCACGGGAGCGAGCACGCAGGCGCAUAACGCGUUGGCGCCUAACGGGCUGGCGCCUAGCGCGCUGGCGCCUAACGCGCAGGCGCCUAGAGCGCUGGCGCCUAACGCGCUAGCGCCUAGCGCGCUGGCGCUUGCUGCGCUGGCGCCUAGAGCGCUGGCGCCUAGCGCGUUGGCGCAUAGCGCGCUGGUUCCUAGCGCGCUGACGCCUAAUGCACAGGCGCCUAGAGCGCUGGCGCCUAACGCGCUGGUGCCAAACGCGCUGGCGCCUAACGCGCUAGCGCCUAGCGCGCUGGCGCUUGGUGCGCUGGCGCCUAACGCGCUGGCGCCAAACGCGCUGGCGCCUAGCGCGCUAGCGCUUAACACGCUAGCGCCUAGCGCGCUGGCGCUUGCUGCGCUGGCGCCUAACGCGCUGGCGCCAAACGCGCUGGCGCCUAGCGCGCUGGCGCAUAGCCCGCUGGUGCCUAACGCGCCGGCGCCUAGCGCGCUGGCGCCUAAUGCGCACGCGCCUAGCGCGUUGGCGCCUAACGCGCUGGCGUCUUACGCGCUGGCACCUAACGCGCUGGCGCCUAAUGCGCUGGCGCCUUACGCACUGGCGCCUAACGCGUUGGCGCCUUACGCGCUGGCGCCUUACGUUUGGCGCCCUGCAGGUGCCCUCGCAUCGCGCUGGCACCUUGUAGCGUGCUGGCGGCUUGUGCGCUGCUGCCUUGUUUGCGGCGCUGGCAAAUUCCUGCGGUAG